Messenger RNA from Malaya genurostris, 2613 nucleotides. RefSeq names its product RNA-binding protein 25-like. NCBI's taxonomy places the organism in Eukaryota, Metazoa, Arthropoda, Insecta, Diptera, Culicidae. The record is from RefSeq and is a predicted model, not a curated record. The transcript is spliced from 2 exons. Gene Ontology annotation, molecular function: 3'-5' exonuclease activity; 5'-3' exonuclease activity. The coding region runs from base 1024 to 2148 and encodes 374 amino acids.
UUGAUAUUUUUUUUUGUCUUCCAGCGGGUGUAAAACAUCCGACUCCUUUCCCUCAAACAGUGAGAAAAUGCAUUUCGCGCAAAUAUUUAGUUUUAAGAGGAAAAUAGUUGUUUUUCCAAAAAGGGUGCAAAAAUUCUUUCGCAUCGAGGGGUUACGAAGAAUCGAUGAAUCUGAAAAUGUCUAUAUGGAUUGGAUUGCCGAAAUUAUGUAAUAUUGGAAAGAUGUUUGCAAACUUUCCAUGUUACAAUAGCCAAACUCUUCGGUGGAAUCUUGACUUGAUUUAAGUCCAUCCUAUUCUAAUUUAUUUUUCAUACAAGGCGGCACCUUUUCCAAUACAGACACUCCGUUUCUUUGUGUUACAUAAGCGUUUUACUUACUCGUAAAUAUCUCAUAUAGUCACCUACCUGAUUGUUCGUGGGAAUGACAAUAGUCGAAUGGGGAAAUUUGAAAUGUUUAUCUAAUGUUAAAGAAAAGGAAGUGUUUCGUCGGUUUCUCCAAGGAUCAUAUACAAACCAAGGUCUAACAAAUGUACGAAGCUACAUGGAAUCAGAAUGUUUGCGAAUUGUGCAAAAAUCGCUCGUUGGUUUGCAAAACCAAGGCAAACUUAUUUCAGGUCUUUGUAACAGAACAGAAUAGUCUGAAAGAUGCAAAAAUAUACAAGCAAAAAAAGUAAUUAUAUACUGUGUAAGUUCCGCAAGAAUUCGAAGAAAAAUUCACGUUGAAGUGCACAUUUUUCCAGGACAAAACAAAUCUCAGAUUCAGACAAACAAGCGCACUUUGCCAGAUAUUCUACUACCGCUGAUGCUGCUGCUGCUGCUGCUAGAAGGAGGAUUUUAACAACGGUUAUAAAGCUGGUGUCAAUAAGGAAGGACGAGGCCGGUCAAAAUAAGCUGUCGUAGCUGACGGAGGCAGCGAGUCACCAGGAGGCGCCACAACUGAGUAAUAUUGAUCGCCGAACAUCCCGUCCAUUGGCGCGCACCGGCAACGGUUCCAGAGCAAGUGGCGGCGAUUGGCCGGGCAACGAUGCAGCAAAACGAUUACCGCUCAGCUAUAGUCCGCGACAGAGAUCGCGAGGAGAGACACCGUAGCCGUGACCGUGAGCACGAUCGUGACCGGGAUCGAGAGCGUGAGCGAAUGCGAGAUCGCAGCCGUGACCGGCAGAAGUACCACGACCGGACUCGUGAGUAUCGUCGCGAUGAAUAUCGCUCGGAUCGUCACAGAGAUGAUAAACGUAGAGAUCGGCACCGGGAUCAUCGGUUUGACCGGGAGCGUAGUCACAAGAGUUCACGCAGAGAUAGCAGAAGUAGAAGUCGGGACAGUCGACGAAGACGAAGCAAGUCUCGGUAUCGAGAAGGUUCGCACGAACGCCGGCACCAUACUAAAGACCGAGACCGAUCCAAGCGCGAUUUAUCGGUCGAAAUUGAGCAAGAAUUGCAACAUUUGAGAAAAUUGUCUGACUUGAAACAAGCAGCUGCAGCGAAAAUGGAAAAAUCAAAUCACAGCGAAUCUGAAUCGGAAUCUAAACCAGUGUCUGCGGAAAAUUCCAACAGUAAUAGCUCUCAGCAAAGGAAAAUGGAAUCAGAUUUCCACAAAAUGUUCAACAAUAGCAACAGUAAAACUGAUUAUGUGCCAGAGAUCCAAACCGAAGAGGAGCGCAUAGAAUUCCAGAAAAAGAUGCAAGAGAAACUGCAAGCUCAUCUGGCUGCCGAAGGCAAACUGUAUCCUCGGCCGAAGCCUUCGCCGGCAAUCAAUUCCGUGACGGGAUUUGCGAACGAUGGGUCAUUUUUGGAAAUGUUCAAAAAAAUGCAAGAACAGUCCCAAACUGCGUACGCCGGUUACCAAACCAUGACCGAUGAAAGUACAAUCGCACAAACCUACCCGGGCUAUGUGCCCCAGGUGGCACAAUCGGUCACGACCCUGCAUCAGCAACAGCAGCAACUACAACAGCAACCAGUCCCUGUGUCGAUUGUUGGUCGUCGACGGGGCGGAAAGAUUCUCAAAACCGGUAUCGUGAAAAAGCAGAGACCAAUUGAAGAUUCGUACGUUGAAACCCCCAACGAUGCCUGGAAUCUAUACCUGCAGGAGGUGCAGAAGUACAAGAACGCUUCAUGUGAUGCCGAUUCCAAAACGCGUCCGUUAGUCAAAUAAAAUGGUCCUAACAGUGUAUGACUAUCAUAUCUAUCUGAAUGAAUGAAGUUGAGGAAGAAUGACGAAUUUGUAUUACUACUCUAGCGAUAGCUCUAGAUAAGCCAAUUUCAUUAACUGAAAAUGAAUUCGAAAGUGUUCCGGAUGUUACCGGGAGAUCUAAUCACUUCUCUAGUGUAGUUAUACUUAAUUUUCCGUUAGUAAAUAAGUAUUUUGUUCUAGUUUGGUAAGUCUUGCUGGCCGAAAUGCAUUUUCUUGUAACAUGUCUCCAAAUCCCGUAACCUGUGAAAUCACGACCGUUCAAUUUAUUCUAACGAAAACCAAACUUAUUCCCUACCCCGCUCGUACAACAACGCGUCACGAACGAUCAGAGCAGUCGUUUCUGCUGAACCCCAAAGACGUGAAAUGGCACCAGCAGCACUGCCGUUGAAGGCGGCCCCUUUCGAUCCUCGCUUCCCGAAUACCAAU